AUGCUUCACUUUAAUUCUACUCCAUUUGCCAAUCCUAGUACUUUCUUCUUGAUGGGUAUUCCUGGUCUAGAAGAUUUACACAUUUGGAUAUCCAUCCCUUUCUGCUCCAUGUAUAUUGUUGCCCUCAUUGGCAACACAGUCAUCAUUUUCAUUAUCAAGACCGAGACUGUUCUCCAUGAACCCAUGUUCUACUUUCUUUCCAUGUUGGCCACCACGGACCUCAUCUUGUCAACCUCUACACUUCCCAAGAUGCUAAGUAUCUUUUGGUUCAAUUACCAUGAAAUCAACUUCCACGCUUGCCUUACUCAGAUGUUUUUCAUCCAUGCUUUCUCUGGAGUAGAGUCAGGGCUUCUUGUGGCCAUGGCUCUUGACCGGUAUGUAGCUAUCUGCAAUCCUUUGAGACACUCAUCUAUUCUUACAAAUGUUGUGGUGGCCCAGGUUGGCACAGCGGCACUUCUACGCGGGUUAGUGCUGAUGACACCACAUCCUUUCUUAGUAAGGAGGUGGCCGUACUGCCAGACCAAUGUAGUUCCGCACACAUACUGUGAGCAUAUGGCUGUGGUGAAAUUGGCUUGUGCUGAUAUUUCUAUUAAUAGUCUUUAUAGUUUGGCAGUCAUUGUAUUGAUUGUUGGGACUGACGUGACAUGCAUCUGUCUGUCCUAUGUUUAUAUAUUUCGUACUGUAUUCAGUCUCCCAUCUAAAGAUGCCAGGUUGAAGACCCUCAGUACUUGUGGAUCCCAUGUUUGUGUUAUUCUCACUUUCUAUAUCCCUGCCCUUUUCUCAUUCCUGACCCACCGUUUUAGUAGGCAUAUCCCACGCCACACUCACAUUUUACUAGCGAACAUGUAUUUGCUGGUACCUCCCAUGCUGAACCCUAUCAUCUAUGGAGUUAGAACGAAACAGAUCCGAGAAUGCAUUAUUCAGUUAUUCACAACUAAAAUCAGCUGA
This is a messenger RNA of Elephantulus edwardii (Cape elephant shrew), 948 nucleotides long. Its product is annotated as olfactory receptor 52E2-like. Gene Ontology annotation, cellular component: membrane. The coding region runs from base 1 to 948 and encodes 315 amino acids. Lineage: Eukaryota; Metazoa; Chordata; Mammalia; Macroscelidea; Macroscelididae. Gene Ontology annotation, biological process: G protein-coupled receptor signaling pathway. Gene Ontology annotation, molecular function: olfactory receptor activity; G protein-coupled receptor activity. The transcript has a single exon. The record is from RefSeq and is a predicted model, not a curated record.